Messenger RNA from Leptosomus discolor (cuckoo roller), 1313 nucleotides. The record is from RefSeq and is a predicted model, not a curated record. Lineage: Eukaryota; Metazoa; Chordata; Aves; Leptosomiformes; Leptosomidae.
CAAUUUUGAGGAAGACAGCCAGAAGCAACCAGCCGUGGGCCACUGGAAGCCACUAAUGCCAUCCAAAGGCAGCAGGGAGGAGCCGGAGACUGGAUGCCAGGAUGCUGGAGGUGUGGAUGAAACCCAGUCCACCGAGCAGCUCAAUGUGUCACGUCUACGCAGCUCUUCAGUGGAGAUCCGUGAAAAAGGGUCUGAAUUCCUGAAGGAAGAGCUGCACAAAGCACAAAAGGAGCUGAAGCUGAAGGACAAAGAAUGUGAGAGAUUGUCAAAAGUCAGAGAACAGCUGGAGCAGGAACUGGAGGAGUUAACAGCUAGCCUGUUUGAGGAAGCACACAAGAUGGUGAGAGAAGCCAACACGAAACAGGCGGCGUCAGAGAAACAGCUGAGGGAAGCACGGGGGAAGAUCGACAUGCUGCAGGCCGAGGUGACCGCUCUGAAGACGCUGGUGAUCACAUCCACCCCUUCCUCUCCGAACCGGGAGCUGCACCCUCAGCUCCAGAGCCCUUCUAAAACUGUCUUCAGGAAGGGCCAUGGGCGAAACAAGAGCACCAGCAGCGCAGUGGUCUCAGCUGCCAGCCCGAACGUGACUCCAGAGCCAGUCAGUCAUGAGUGCAAAGAGGUCGACUCCAUUUUAUUUGCUGAGUUCCAGGCCUGGAAGGAAUCUCCAACUUUGGAUAAAUCCUGCUCUUUCCUGGACAGAAUUUAUCGAGAAGAUGUAGGACCUUGUCUGGACUUCACUAAGCAGGAGCUGUCGGAGCUGGUGCGAGUGGCUGUGGAGCAGAACACACUCACCAUUGAGCCAGUUGCUUCCCAGACAUUGCCUGUGGUGAAGGUGUCAGCAGAAGAGCGUGGUGGACCAAAGAAAUGUGCUCUGAGUGGCCUCCCCAGGACCUGCAAGCACCGCAUCAUGCUAGGGGAUUCUGGGAAUUACUACUACAUUUCACCAUCCUGCAGGGCCAGGAUCACAGCGGUGUGCAACUUCUUCACAUACAUUCGCUAUAUCCAGCAGGGCUUGGUGAGGCAGGAUGUGGAGCUGAUGUACUGGGAGGUCAUGCGGCUCCGGAGGGAGAUGUCUCUGGCCAAACUUGGGUUUUAUCCCAGUGAGAUGUAAGCAGAGACCUGAGCACGGAAGGAAACUGCUCCUGAGUGAACAGCUUGUCCAACAGACGAACGCAGUGCCUCUCCUGCAGUGGGCCUUACUCCCUCCCCGCCCUCCCGCUGCCUGGAGCUGAUCAAGGAGCGAGAAGCACAAGUUCUACGUUCAGCUGUCUCACGUCUCCAACUGUGACCGGGAGGCAGCUGCCAAGCGACCC